Molecule: messenger RNA, 17792 nt
Organism: Porites evermanni
Lineage: Eukaryota; Metazoa; Cnidaria; Anthozoa; Scleractinia; Poritidae
Source: the annotation of a GenBank genome assembly
UCUGAGAUCAAUAUCAUUCUGUGAUGUAUAGUCUGAAAUCCAUUGUGGCGUUAAGCCUUUUAAUAUGUUGUUGGAGUUUACUGGUCGACAUUCGACCCUCCUUUGCCAUGCCAAUUGAAGGAGGUAAGCAGAUAACCUGUUUGUUUUUCCUUUUAUUAAAACAUACUCUUUUCGUGUUGGUCUAUAAGCAAUUAACUAUAGCUUUGACCCAUUUUUCGCUUUCAUCAUUAUGACAUUUUCUGGUUCUUGUUUGUUGGUGCCUGUGGGUGAAACCAUAAUAGGAGCGCGACCGUUUAAACAAAAGGUCUUCUGUAAUACGCUUUUCAAGCGCUGUUUGCCUUUAAGUAUUGCUUAAGACUAAAUUUGACUUUUUAAAACAACUUUUUACUGUCAGUCACUUGAUCUGCGACUGGCAGAAGUGAUAUAACCCAAGUUGACAGCAGUUGUGAAAUUUUGAAAUUCUGAUGCUUUAUGGAACAGUGUCUUGAGAAUUUUUUCGCCUUUCUGUUUCGUUGAAACCUCGCUAAAAUUUUGUAGGGAAACUCACUAAAUGUGAAAAAUAGCCUAUUGAACACGAAACGAAAGGCACAAACUCUUUAUCCAAGUUAUGUGCAAAAGUGACUAAAAUCAGUUACAGCCAAUACGUCAUUUAAUGAAAUGAUCGUCCAAGGCAAAACGUUUUGAUAGGAUAUUUAAAGAGAGUCAGACUGAGGAAGUUCUGUUUGGAUAUUGGGGCUUAAAGUGGUUAAAUCAUGCUGACAAUGCCCCAUUAGUAUCCUUCUUAAUCUUGCGUAGUAUUAAUUCUUACUGAACUGUUUGAUCUUUAGUAAAUCUAGUAAUACCUCAUUUAUCGAUUCAAAACGAAACUAUUGCCUUAAUGAUAAGUGGCUGUUAAGAGUUCCUAGUCAUUACUUUCUUUGCGCACCAGUAGGAGGACAACUCGAAAAAUUUUGCGUUCACGUUGUCACGCUUGUUUGUUGUUGUUGCUUGAAAUUGCAUAACUAUGGCAGUAUGAAACAACCAUUUUAUGGGUCACGGUCAUAGCACAGUUUGAAGUCGAAUCUUAGCUGUACAACGUUUGGAGUUUAGUUUUGCUGCUUUCUCUAUGCCGUAAACUGUCUCAAAGAUGAUAUGAGGGAAGUUCAGUCUCAGAAAAGGGCAAGCGCACAGAUAUAGCACACAUGAUGUGAAAAUAGAUCCUCGUCCACCGUUUGAUACCUUGAAAAUAUUCGAGCAGCCGAGAGAAUUUUUAUGACUGAGUGUUAUAUGCGGAUCUCUUACCUUGAUGUUCAUGAAUCGCAGUAUAAACGUCUUACAAUUAACACGCCCACGGAAGCUGCCACUAAAAUAAACCAUGAAUCUAAGUUACAAGUAAAAAAUGUUGGGUUUGCACUGUUGUGUAAUAUUUCCUUGUUUAAUAUGGUCGGUUUCCCUGAAAAAUAGUGCGCGCAAAAUAGGAUCCAGAAUAGAGCACUUGUGCGCCCAAGGACUGUUUGAAUCUCGGACGUACUGGUGAAUGAACGUUAUUAAUAUCGUGAUGGCUACUAUGAAACUUGUGACAAAGGCAAUAAUUUCUUUUUAUCCAAGUGUAGUAGGACAGGUGAAAGGCGACAACUUUGGCGAAAGGUCAAAACCGUGAGAGAGAACGGAUGAAUUGGGUUGAUGUUAAAUGUAUUCAGUUGACUAUGACAAGGCGGAGAAACCUUGUUUCUACGUAAUCUUCUUUCUACGUAAUCUUGAUUAAUUUUGUUCAUUAAGAGAACGUUAAAGGCGAAGUUGAAUAAUUGUUAAUGAAAGAACAAGUGGCAUUGCAGGAAAAGAAAUAGUGCCAUCGAAAAAAGAAAUGACGUAAAUAAAAAGUCAAUAAUCCGAAUCGAGCCAACAAAAUUAGCUUUUUCCUCUACUGUUCAGGAUCAAUAAAACUCUAACAACUUAAAAAAGUGUCUGCUCUGCGCAGACAAUUAUCAAGAUAUGUACAAGCUUAUAACUCAAAGAUUACAGAACUUGACUCAAUCAAAUCAGGAAAAUGAUGAGAACUCACGGCGAUCAUUUGUUCUGAAUAAAAGCUUGAGUAACAAGGUGACAGAAAAAUCGCCAGCACAAAACAUCUCUAAUAUGAAUUUGACGACGGUUUUGUCACCGAUUUCAAACUUGACGCAAGUGAAUCAAACAGUGGCUGAAAACAAUCGACGGUCGUUCGUCCCUUUAAUAGCGAAAAGCUAUGCUAAAAGUCCUCUUACAGGAAAUGUAGCGGUGGGUACUCAGCUUGCAGGUACCACGGUAUCGGGAAACCUACAAAAAUCAAACUCGUCGAUCAGGAAUACAACAGAAGGCAAUUCACUGAGAGGAAAUUCAGUUACCAGAGGCUGGCAGGCCGGUUAUCCAGUGGGAAAGAACUUGGUGUUGGCAAACGACUCGACGAGGAAUAUUUUAGUGGGAAAUAAGGCGCCGGUGAAAAAUCAGGUUGGUAUUUUAGUGGCGGGAAACCGACCAGUGGACAAGUCAUACAAUGGAAGCCAACCAGGAGCCACUCUAUGGGGGGGAAAUCCGUCAAGUGGGAGCACGUUGAUAGGGAGUUCAAUAGUGAGAGACAAACCAGCGGUAAACGUUGUCGCAGGUGAUUCACUCGUUUCCAGGUUUUUGACUAACGCAGAGCAUACUAGUGCUUCAGUGUUUCCCAAUUCAUACAACGCUGGUCCGUCGACCGUCCCCGAGGACCGAAGUGGCAUUUACACAAAUCUUUACAGGUAUCCAUCGACAUACGACAAAAAGGAUGUAAUUUAUCGCCAAGCUUCCACCGUGCAUGAUCGUUCAACCUUGUACAACCACAAUCCUAGUCAAACGACGGGUGCCUAUCGAAAUUACCAACAUCCUGGCAACUAUCCCUGGUCUCAAUACUCACAUUACACAGGCUACCCAGGCUAUGUAAGCUACUUAAAUUUAAAAGAACAACAGACGCGGCGUAGUUACCUAGCACGAAGACCUGAUUACCCAGGCUACCCAGGGUAUGUAAGCUACCCAAAUUUUAAAAAACAACAGACAAGGCGUGGAUACCUAGCACGAAGACCUAGUUACCAAGUGGGUUAUCCACGUGCUUUAAGGCAGGGAAAACAAGUUAAUUACUCUACAACAAAGCAAGUUCGCACCAAAUAUACAGCGAAAACUGAUGUCCAAAACAACAAAACAAGCAAUAAGACUGAUCAGUACUCUACAACUGAGGUCUCAUCUAAUUCAAAUACUAUACAAGAAAAAUUCCCAGACAACCCUAGUGGGAUAAAUACACCGUCCUUGUUAGAUCCCCUCUCCCGUGAAAAUAUGGAUGCUGCAAGCUUCGGUUCAAGUUCAGGUUCUGGUUUCGAGGAGCCAGUUGAAAUGGGAAACGAGGCUGACUUUGAAGAACCCCGGGAGCUUAUUACCAGUGGAAGUGGUGACGAAAACGGGGAUUUGAAUACGAAUCCAGUGUCUGAUGUAGCCUUCAUGUUAGCAGGCACGAAUCAUAAGCUGCGUCCUUUGUCAGUAACAGGCCUUCCGAAGAAAUUGACAAGAAAGCAGGCCCUUGAUAUCUACAAAUCAGCCAUGUACUUUGCGGGUCUAAUGAAAGAAGGUGAGUGUUGAGGUUUUUUUUAAAUUUAAUCUCCAGGUGAUUUGACACGCAGAAUCAGAGUCAAGGCCAUGUUUCAAGGCCAAAAAGAGAGUGGAUGAACUUGGCGAUUGAACAGUGAAAUUAAAUUAGAGACGUAAGCUCCUUCGUGAUGCUGCCAUCAGAUCUUCUUGCAGAGAGAGUGUAUUGCGCAAGCGUAGUGUUGGUUAGCAUUUGAAAACAAGUAAAAACUAUUAAAAAGCCGCCUGUAUAGAGGAUUAUAUUACAAGUUUAAUUAGUUUGUGUUCUCACUUUGGGAAUGUUUGUCUUACAGGAACUGACAACAACGAUACAACCAAGCUAUUUUGUGACGCUUCAACGCUUACAAAACAAAGUUGAAGAAACCUGAAAACAGAGACAAUAAAAUACUCUUAUACCACGGCGUCACGGUAGAAGACAGGCCAAUCACGCAGGAAGGCUCUCAGACUAGACUUUGCUAAAUAUAUAACAGCAACAGAUACAAUGAAUACAUCAACAGCUACUAAAACAAAACCACUUUCUGCUACUAAUAAUUUACUGGAACUACAGCUGCAACAAUCUCUACAGCAACAGCAAAGAACACCAGUAUCAAGUACUAGUAAAGACAGCAACGAAUGAAAAAACAACAACAGUUUAAAAACAGCGACAUUGGAAGAGGAUCAACUUACCAUGUUCUAAUUUUUCCUUCCCUCACCUUUUCAUCUCACUUCAAGAAAAUUCACACCUUCGCUCAGACGGUGCGUGGUUACUGCACAGUCACCGAUACCCUCUCUUUGAAAAAUAUCCAUAAAAAAAACGUCUCUGUUUCGACCAGGCACUGUAGUCGACAAGUUCACAUCCUCAUUGCUUUUGGCCAAUCGGAGCCGAAAAUGAAUAACUAUGUACGUGUUAAAGAAAACGUGGAUUUAUAGGGUGAGACUGAGAGGUUGCUAAGGUGUAACAUUGUUUAUUCUUUUUGUGUUUUUCAGAUAAUAAUGUAGACAGUAGCUCGGAGCAGUCUGACAAUGACGAUACAGAUAAUGAUGAUAACAGUGAACAUCCAUUCACAGACGAGGAUGAUGAUGACGUAACUAUAACUGACAAUGACGUCAAGGAAGCUUUGGCGGCUUCCAGUGGAGAGUUGUACUCGAGUGGUCAAGAAGCAAGUGACGUGGAGGCCUCUGGUAGCCAAUUGGAAGCGCCUGUUAAAGUGGUGCCAGGUACAGGGAAUGACAUGUCGACUGGUAAAAACGAGGCUCCAAAGGAAAAUAAUGUGGUGGUUCAGAACAAUGAUAAUGGAGCUUCAAGUAGCGAAAUUGUGACUCCUGUAAGCAAUGAGGUUCAAAAACAAGCCAGCGAACCAUCAACAGUAGAAAACAAACCUCAGCAAAACGAUAUCUCCUCUGUGGACGAGAAAGUAGAAAGUGAUACUCAACCUCAGGAAACUUCGAAUUCCAAUAACUUAAGCCAAGCAUCUCCAGCGAAAAGCAGCGCUCCCAAGGAGGAAAGCCAAGCGGUAGAUGUUCAAACCAAGGAAGAUGAUGACACAGAUACACCUCCUCCAUUGGAUACUGGAGCAAGUCAAGUGUCUAGUUAUAAACAAACCAGUGAUUCUAGGCAGUUGGAUCUCAAUACUCCGCCAUCAGAUGAAACUCUGAUGAAAGAGACUCAGGCAAAUUACGCCGCUGACCAGCAAGCUGAGCAAGUGUUGUCCAAGUUGUUGAAAUGUAAGUGAAAAACCCGCUUGGGUAUAUGAACUAUUUUCGAAUUUUUGUUCGAGAUUAUAAAAGGAGGGUUGGUCCAUGAUCUUCAGAAAAAGAAGGAGGUAAACACUUCUCUCUUUCUGCACCGACGAUCAAUCUGGGUCUGUAAGAGUUUUUAUUAUUUAUGAUACUGGGAAUUUCUUGCUCAUUGAAGAAGCCACUUAUGCAGAGGAGAAAUAUUUCAUAUCAUCAACUGAGUUGAUUAGUUGUCCUCGCUACUGUAAAAUGUAUCGAGAGGUGACUUAUCGAGCUUUUUCUUUCAAUACAACGAUUUGAUCAGACGAAGGCGGGCAAAAACCCGAGCAUCACUUCCGAUGGGGAAAUAAUGUUGUGGAACAUUAUUUUUUCAGCUCGGCAAAGAGGUGUUUAUUCUUCGCCAACGCAGAGGGCAGUGAUUUGCAAAGAUACGACGCAGAAAAUAUUCUGUCCACCUAAUCAGAAAAUACGGAUUUUAAACGCUGAUUAUGGUGAUACAGGAAAUGUCGGCUGUCUAAAGGAGGCCAAUCCAAUGUCGUCUGGACCGUGCCGCACGCCAGGCGCCUAUGAGACAGUAAAGCGAGAUUGUGAGGGAUUUGAUGAGUGUGAACUAUCCGCUAGUAAUGAUGUUUUUGGCGACGCUUGCCCUGAUUCGAACAAGUAUCUGGAUGUAAAUUACGACUGUGUCAAUAAUGCGGGUAAGUUUUGGUGGAAUGGUAAACUUUCCUGAUUUCAGUUUCUGAAAGUGACCAAAGGCAGUGAAACUGUUAGCGCUGAUUUUUGAAAAGUUUAUCGUCUUUUUUUUCAAAAUUCGUACCACCAACACUUAAAUCUUGUUUAGGAAAUUAGGUAAUAGAAAAUAGCCAGAAGUGGUCCGUACUUGAAAAAGAGUUUUAAAUUUGUGGCAAUUCGUAUUGUUCAGCACACCGGACUUAGACGAAAUAAUUUUUUGUUUUUGUUUCAUAAUGAAAAGGCAGGACCCACCCUGCCUCACGUAUCUAAUGUGAUCUCAAAACCCUGUUAUGAUUUAAUUCUGAAUAACCAAUCAUACUGGAGAAACACAUAAGCUACCCGUAAACUAGACAGCUCGGUAAACUCAUAAGUUGUCAAAAUAGAACACUGGAGAGUCAAAUUUCGGAUUAAUUGGAGUUUUUCAAACUGUACAUAAUGAGGAAUUCUAUGGAUAUCUUGUUACCAUUUGUUUUCUUAUUAUUUUUAAAUGAUGUUUAUGCAGGUAUUUCAGUGACGAACAUAUAACGAGGCCUUUUUUUUCUUGACCAAAAUGUGCAAAUCCUAGGUUGAUAACCUAUCGUAUUUUCCUAAAUCUUCAGCUCCUUCGCUUCACUGGUACGACCUCUGGAAAUACCAUUCUAACCCUCUCCACGAGAAAGGUUUUGAUUUGCUUUUGUUAAACAGCACUUAUUUCCAAAAACCUCGGUUUGUCACUUACGCCUGUAAAGCUAACAUUUUGUCUUAAACUUUGUCUUCGACGUUGAAAAAACAGCUCGUAAAAAGUACGAUUCGCCUCCUCAGGAUUUUCGAACAUCGUCGCCCGGUCUUCGACCCAUUGUUCAGCCUCCGCAAUCUGCCUUUCAAGGUUUUCAUAAUAUGCUUACAUCUUACUUUGUUUUUGCUCUUUCUUUGUGAUAGAAAUGUUGUAACUGAUAAGCUGAUGAUAUUGUUUUUCAGUGCCAUAUGCACCCCCUGUACCGGCAUACGGUCAAGGUAGGUAACAAAUGGAUUUUUCGUCUUUAAAAUUUCCAGUUGCUCUCGAAGAUUCGUUUUUCCGUAACUGUUCACUUUCAUAUCAUAGCUCAGUCGUCUUCAUCCGAUACGCCAGCCGCUGGGGGGAUAGGGAGCUUUAUGUACUAAGAAUACUUUAUUUAUAAAAAAAUGCGUUGAAUUAGAUCUUUGAGUGUAAGAGGACCAAAUUUUAAAAACUUAUGAUUAAGUCAACGCCCUAACUAAAACCCAAGUAUGCGAGAACCUCUGAACCUUUUUUGUAUGUUAAGUUGUACUGGCCUUAUUCUCAGACAGUCCGAGAUUUCUAGCUCUAACGCCUUUUAAACUUCUGACAACAGUUGAAACUCCCGUAAGCGACAAACGAAAAUACCAAAAGUUGGUAAUCGUUCGUUGGAGGUGACCACUUGCGCCAGUCGUACCACAGGACUCUCAACUGGGAACACUUCUGACACACCUAGUUACAAUACCAGCUACAUUGAAUAUCAAAAACAUAUUGUGACAAGGAUAGAACAAAACUAAUUUUGUUAUCGGCUGUUGUUUGGUGUCACAUUAUUGAAUUUUUAGCGGUAGGAGAAGUGACCAUGUUUCAAAUGGAAGCCUAUGGGUUAAAAAAAUACAACUUCCUUAACCGGCGCAAGUCGCCGUGGACUCACAGGAGGGUUCAACUGUAACUGAAUUAGUAUCAGUCACAGAGAGAACAGUGAAGAACAUCUCGAGGCUGUCAUUUCUUGUGCUUGUUUUACUUUAAGCGAACUUCUUCUGUGCCUCUGUGAAAGCUCGUAAGCCAAAAUUAAAAAUGUAAAUAAAAAGUUCAUUGUUUCUAACAUCCUUUUUGUAUUAACUAACAGCAAGUUACCAGCCUGCACCACAGUACGUCAAUCCCGUCCCACCCCCAGUCGCGGCCUAUGCACCGGCUCCUUAUCAAGGUUUGUGUAGUUAUUAAAUAAUCCAUGAUUUUGUCAUAGAUGAUAGUCAAUACGGAAGUAUACAUGCAUGACAGACGCACCUACUUUUUGCAUUCUUUCAGCAUUUUCUCUGUGGUGUUUUAGUACUAAAUUAAACUACCCAAAACAAUAGUAUUGGGAUGUCUUAGGUUCGAGUGUUUUUUUUAUGUAUAGUUGGGUAUUCUGUGUCACUUCUGAUUGUGUCAUCUUUCCUUGAUGUUGGUGUUUUUGUGUCUGAGUGGCCAAAAACUUGAACCAUUUUUAAAGUUUGUAUUUGUUUUAACUAUUAGACAAUGGCAGACCUGCGCAACUUAUUCAAAACGUUUUUGGGCAAAUAAAAGUACAUUUAUUUACUUUUCUUUUUCAAUUGUUAUUUAAAGAAAACUCUCUUUAUCAUAAGUGCGCCUACACGCUUUUGCCUGUCUUAUUUUCAUGGGUUUUUCAUUGCCUCUUGUCGUUUUCAUGUUUCAUUUUGUAGAAAUUCUCUUGUCCGACAAACCAGGUACUAAAAGUUUCUUUUUCUUAAACGCAAGAAAAAACUACGUGCCUUUUCUCCAAAUUCUGUAUUGAUUUCAUAGUAUUCUUCGUAUUUGCUGUGGUUCACGCAAGAAUUAUGUCAGAGAAAUGUACUGUAAAGUUAGAAGAGAAAACAGAUAGGAAAAAUAUGCAUGGUUAUUUCUGCCCCUGUCUUGGACUUGAACAGAGGAAAGACUAUGAAUUCAACAAAAUAUUACGAUAUAUAAAUUUUGUUUUACCAGCCCCACCGGCACCCGCCUACGCACCAUCCAUGGGACUUCCGGACAUUAUGCCACCAAACCCUUAUGUAGCUCCUGAUCCGUGUAAUCCUUGCAAUACAUGCGCGCAAUGUUCCUUACAAGUGUGUAGUCCAUGUGCUCAGACAUGCCAGCCCUUAUCCUGUCCGCCGCGCAUACCAGCAAAGCUACAGCCGCUGUGGCAACAGUGGAAUGAAAGGACUGCAGGUAAUUCCUUUUUCCCUUACAUGAUGUACGUUUUAUUCCAUUAUCCACCAGAGGUAAUUGGCCCUUUUCACACUAGAGACGAAUUAUACGUCUGAGACGGAUAAUCCAUCUUCAAAAUCCGUCAAAAUUGACGGAAAACAGAUGGACAAAUUGAGGCGGAUUAUCCAUCCGAAAUUAAGACCGUUCCAUUUUCGCAUUAAGACGUAUUGUCUGUCUGAGCCGCGUUUAACCAAGGGAUAACCCGUCUCUAGUGUGAAUACGGCCAUUAUCUUCAUUUUCACCACCGUCAUCAUAAACAAUGCCAAAGGAAAGUACUGCUCAUGAAGUAGCUUUUGAAUGGUCACAUUUGAGGAUUUCAUCCUCAGAUCAAAAAAUUUAAAAUCCCCUUACAACAUAAAAAACAAUAGCACAGGAAAGUACUACACAAUAAAAUUCAAAGGAAAAUACAUGGUAGUACUUUUAAAGAAUUUUAUAAGCUGAGGACACUGAAGAAGUUAAUUUCUCAAACUCAUUAAUAAUUCAUUAAAAAUACAAGCUGGAAAUCAAUGUUUAAUGAGUGUUCGGAAAUCAGAGGAAAAACUGCUCACUUUUGCAUUCUUAAUUUCUCCUUCUGAAAUCAGUUUGUUUGAGAAGUAAUAUCAAACAUUCGAAACAGUGUUUCAUCACCAAAUAAAACACCUCGAAGUUCGUCAAAAAUACUCCGCUGCGCGUCUAUUUUCAACUCCCUUCUCGUUGUUUCAUCUGGUGAUAAAAUACUGCGUCUCAUGCUUGAUAUAUUACUUGAAACAAUAUCUUACCAUAUAGAUGGAAGAUUAUAUAUAACAGUCGCUUCCGUAUUUAUUCAUUUUCUCAGACAUGAGUCGCAUGGAGAUGGCCGCUUUGAUAAUUUCACCUCUUCCUAAGCUCUCUCCCACCAAAGCUUCCGAAUCGACCGAGUCUUCGGGCGCUGCCGAAGGAUCUGAAUCUGGUGAGCCAACCCUUGACGAGGACGCUCUGUACGAGGCGAGUAAGAGGUCGCAAAUUCAACGAAUAAUGCCACAGAAAAAGUCAAAGAAAACCACUUUAAAAACGCAUGGAAAAAACAGCAGUGAUCAAGAGUUUCUUAGAAAUGGCGACUUAAUGUCUUCGUCUGGUGACGCAAGUAGUGGCUCUUCAACGUAAAAGUCUUCGAGUGGGAAAAUUCCUCGCGAGUCUUGGGAUCACUUCAUCUAUAAUUAUAUGGUGAUCUAAAAUCAUAAUAUGUGGUGUGCAAGACAUUUUAAAUGCUUAAUUUUGGAGGAAAGAGACCUGCAAAACCUAGAACAAAGCAACAGCAUCUUAAAUAUAAUCAUGUGCAUCAUUAACGGCACACCAUAGAGACUGCUAUGUGACUCAGAGACAUGCAAAACGAUAAAAACAUGCUUGGGUCAGGGAGGAAGUAAAAAUGAUAAAGGGACUGCCAAGAACGAAUUGUUCAUCUCAGAUGAAAACUAUAGAAACAUGGGGCAGGAUAACAGUUUUUUUUUCGUUUUUAAGGAGACUUAGGAGUUUUAGAACAAAUCUUUUAGCCCUUUUAGACGACCAUCUCAGUGCUCUUUGUCUGUGAACAUUCAUAUAGCUGUUCAUACAGUAGCUCACAGCUUUGACGCACGCAGGUUCUCUCAGAAUCAGCAGGAUGUGUCUUUUUCUUUAAAAUGUGGUAUCCUUUCCUUAUGUAAUUUCUAACGUUUUAUUAGCCAUUUACGUAUGUAUAGGUAGCAGCAGGAUUUGUAGCGGUAUUUUGGCAUAACCAAUAUAAUUGAAAGAUGUUUUUUGAAAUUUUGCGAGUAGCAUUUGUUAUUAGAAAUCAGUCAGGUACAAAAAAUGCUAUAAAUUGUUUUUACUGUUACCCAAGAAAUUUCUGCAAUUGUAACAUGAAGCAUUUCAAAUUAACCUGAGAUACAACUGCUUUCAGCCAAUAAAAGUGAAGAAAUUUUUUAGAUAAUAGCAUACAAUGCAACGCCGGUAUUUUCCAAUACCUGGCUAACAUCCCUCGAGUACCAAUGAGCCUCUCAGUAGUAGCUUAAUUGUUAGAUUAUUAAAAAGUGUUUCCAGUCAGUUAAAACGAAGGGGUCAAAAACUUGUUUUUUAGGAAGCUUUUGCAUCCACUGUAAUUGGCGAAGUCAGUCAAGUUUCAACUGAAACCUAAAGGAAUGGCUCAUUUUUUAACCUACUAGGUGGACAAUAAGGAAAGUAUAGAGAUGUUUUUAGUAGUCUAAAAAUAUUUAGGACUUAAUGUUACCUUCUGAGAUAGUUCUUACUAUGUCCAUCAAUGUAUCAGAGGUCAAUCAACUUUGCCAAUUUCUAUUGUCGAUGUAAAUAGGAGAGUAAAAUGGCAUGUUAAUUGGAGCGUUAUAUUUUUAAUAAUAAACACGUGACACUUUUUAGCCGUCUCAAGAAUAACAUUGAUGUCUACUUAAAGUCUCCUUCGCAGCCACUCGGGCCGGACGCGCAAUGCUGACCAUGUUUCCGAGCGGCUGGGAAGGAGACUAGUCUUCUUAUAAUUAAUAAAUUGCAUAUGAACCUCUCUUCGUCUUGCUUACAUGUACUGUGCUGUUAAGCAAGAGUAGGGGCCUGAGCCUGCAUUCAUGGCCUCAGGUUCAAAAGAUAAGCGCAGUUCGUUUUCUUUUGCACAUUGCCAGGCCAAAUAGAUUAUUUGGGUUGUACUCGCAUCAUGGUUAUCUCCUACAUAUGCUCCUUGUUGACCCCAGGGUGAAUUAUAACUAGUGAUUCAUUCAGAAUGUUUGUAUUGUAGAUGAAAAGUUAAGUGUCCUUCAUUCAAUCUAAAAAUGGGUCAAUGGGUAACGAAGUUGGGAUCGCGAAAAUUACAUAUUUGCCCAAAAGUGACUAAGACGGGGUCUAUAAAUGGCCACAGAAUAGACUGUAAUGGGGCAGGGGCUCUGAGAGGCCAGCGGCACAUACCCAACAAAAAUUAACCCAAGCGGGAGAGUAACAUGUUGCGACAUUUGUCUGAGACUCAAUGUUAGAGUUAGCUCUACUAGUCUUAUUCUACUUUCCAGAAUGGACUACAAGGGAUUCAUCAUGUUGCUUUGUUUUUAAUCAGUUUCUUUUCAUCCGCUUGGUGAAACGAGACACUGCGAAGUAAAUUUGCAAUGAAAUUUGAAACGUUUGAAUCAAACAAAAGGUCAUGUUCAAGUGUUAAUCGGCCUUAGGUAGACCUCUGCCCGUUUCAACGGUGUAUUCAGUGGAUAGUCUUUUAUCUGGUAGGACGAGAUUUCCAUUUUUCAGUCAACCGCGCACACAGACGUUGAAAACACGGCGAUGUGCUAAUUAGCUCCUUUAUCAGUCGCCCUCCUAUGACACCAGUAAUGCUCUCAACAGUGAUGAGCUAAAUGUGUGUGGAUUGACGAGUGUCUUGUGGAAAGGCCGAGAUGGAUUUUUUUAACGACGCCUUUUUAAUUACCACACACGUGAAAGCUUUGUGCUCUCAAGUAUUUUAGGACUUCCCAAAAAGUAGCCCGUUGCAUUCAGUUGUAGAUAAAUCAAUACGCGCACCAUCAGAAAAAAAUGCAUCUAAUAUAUAGAUUUAGCUAGAGCUAAAAACGAAAGCUCCUGUCACAGUUUUUGGUUCACUCCAAACAGUGAACUUAGAAUUAUUGCAAAGAAAUCCAAAGAUCUAUACUUAGCUUUAUGUGGGGACCAUAUGACGUUUUAGGCACGAGCUGCUGGUUUCAGAAAUAAAAUUGAACUUGAGCCUGUGAUCAAUUUAUGCUUAUAACUGGUCAGCGUUUCGAUUAGUUGAAACCUGAACCCGCGAUAUUUACAUCUUAUGUGUACUGAUCAGCGGAUACCCUUUUCUGACACCUGUAAAUUGACCAUAACAUGGACGUCGAUCAUCAAGUUGAACACAGGUUGCAGGCUCCCACACAAGCUUUGGUGGUGGUCCCGACGGACGGGCGGGUGGACGGAUGCACGGUCACGUGACUAACAAAAUAUCUCGGAUACAUAGAUUUUAAAAUUUUCUUAUCAAUGGUGCAUCGCUAUGAAUGGUGACAAUGCUCUAAGCAUGGCGGUCAAGAGGUUAACGCUCAUUUAACCUUCAUAGAAGAUUAGUAAUUAGAGCUCUUAUUAGAUAUCAGAUGUAAAAGGCGGGAUUCGCUGACCACCAAUGACUGCUCAGUGAAAUGCUAACAAAUCUUAACACUGAUGUGCCAAAAUAUUUAUCCCACUAUUUAUAAAACUAUCCCAGGAGCCCGGAUCACCCUGACUAUCCGUGAUUAAGUGGUAUCUAGCCAGUGAGCCUCAUAUCUGGAAGUGUACCGUGGCGUUGCAUUUUCUCAGAGACCAUAUUGUCCGUCUUAACACAAUUGUCGGAUUAAUAUCCGGGUACUUGUGACGUAUCGAUGAGGUCCUGUGAUGUUUGGACAUUUUAUCUCCUCUUCUUUCUUUAUAGCCUAAGAACUGAACAGCACUUGUCCAUCUUAUUAAACAAACAUGAACGGAUAACGCCUACCAUGACCUUCACCAAUCCAGGGAGAAAUUAUCGGCUAUUUUUCUGUUUGUUCUUAGUUGACUGGAUCAUGUUUAGGUUUUAUCUAGCUUUCUUGCUGGUUCCUCAUUUUACAGUUUUAACACAGACAAGCAAAGCCUUGAGAUGAGUUUUUUUUAUGCCUUUUCUACUCAUGCGUAGAUAUUUGAUUAAUUUCGUCAAUUGCCUUUUGAUUUUCCUUCAUGCAAACACCAGAAACGCAGGUAGACAGUUAUAGCCUUUUAAGAUCACUUGACAUGGCUUCAACCAUUAUUCAACAGCUAUAAAAGCAAACUCGCUAUUGACAUCUGAGCUUUUGUUUUCAAGAGUCAGACUGUAAGUUCCUUGGGCGUGACCAUGAAUGGUAAGAUCAGUUAAGAAGUACGUAUUCGUGGUACCCUUUACUCUUUCGCGUGUUGUUCCAAAGCUUAAGCACAAAGCGGAAGUACACGGUAGACUCUCCGUAAGUGUACGUCAUUCCGUGCGCCAGCCCUUCGAAGGGCUGGCGCUUCUGUAUCUCACUACGGUGGCCAAUCUAUCCUAUAAACUUAGUUGAUAAUAAAAUCAAACCUUUGUAUUUCACUCGUACACCGACGCAACAACACAGGUCCUUUAAAGAAUAACCCAUACAUUCUCAGUAAGUGCAAUCAUGCAGAUGAAAGACGUGUUUUAGAAACAGAGAAUUUUUUGAGCGAAAAAUUUCUUUGCUUCGCUGCGACUAGUCACCUUUCAGCCUUGUAGUUUCUCAAAAUUCAUAAAUCUUAAAAAAAUGAUUGUACCCUUGAUAACAUAGCACAAGGCUUGCUGAGUAAACUAGUUUUUGUUUUCAGAGUUUUGGAAUUAAAAAAAAAAAAGAUAAUAAAAAUAAACAAACAAAUGAACGAAAACCAGAAAGUUAUAUUUAUUUUAACUUUGCCAUUGUUUCUUACCAGACAACCAUGACAGACUCAUUGAACUUUUAACGACCAUUCAAUCACUUUAAGUUCGCCAUCACACAAGAAGUGAUAUAGAAAAGUCGAUUUUUCUGUUUCGAUUAUUACAGGGUCCAUUAAUAGGGGUUGUAAAUCAGAAAGCCAUCUCCAGGUAUGAAUUGGAAUCACUGAAUUAAGCCUGAGACUAAACUUCGUAACAGUAACAAUCUCUCUUUUCCCUCGCCCCCUUCAAUUUCCAGUGAUAAUCAAGACCCAAACUUCUUCCUGAAUAGCACAAAAAUAUGUCUUUCUACUGCAGGCACUCAGCGUGUAUUUGUCUAGAUGUGUCACACUUAAAACCUAAGUUCUCAAACAAGAAACAAAGCAAUUGACAAAGACUUAAGCGUGAAAUUAGUUUAUUUUGAAAAAUAAUUACUUUUCGUGCGAUUAAUAAGAAACCAUGACUUUUUAAAGGAAGAAAUGUUCGAAUUUUAGUAUAUCUCAGUUUUCUUCUCUGGUGCUCCCUUGUCACUUGUUCACCGCAUGACUGGUAAAUACUGAAAUAUUAACAAUAACCAAUGAUCCGAUGAAAGGGCGUGGACUUGGGAAAAGCGUACGAGAAGAAUUGCCUUAACGCCACUAAAAUUCAAACCAUAACACUAAGUAUUUCUGGCGAAGUCUAAAUUGUUUCUUGCAGGUCAAGAAAUCAAUUCAUCUAUUUCAGAAAUAAUGACUGACGCACAAAAACCAAACUACCUCAGAUGGUAUGAAUUAUUAAUCAGCUAUGGUCCCUGACUUAAGUGAAUGAAAGAUUACAAAGGUCGGUGAAUAAUUUAGCACUUCCAGGCCCUGGCAUAAAACGUUUUCUUUCAGUAAAUCAGAAUCCAAUCCGUAAUCAGGGAACAAGCUUCAGAGAGAAGGUAGGCAAAACGGCUAUCAAGCAGUGAAUUGAUUUGGUUCGCUGUGGUUCAACGAAAACCAUUAGGUGGGAAAAAUGAACGUACAACUCUUGAAGUAAAGAGUAGGACCAAGAUAAAUUUGUGUUUUAUCGCGGUAUCAUCAGUUAAACAAAAGGAAACUCAACGCGUUAUUAGCCAAGAAUUGAACAGUUGAAGACAUAUUUACUUUUAACACAUUAGGGAGCUUUCACGAUCACGUUUUAAGACUGAUCAUAGCCUUUGGUCAGUGAAACGGCUGUUUUUUUCUAAUUCUAAUUAUUAUCAUUUGUAUAUAUUUUUUAUAGCCCAUAAUGGCUCCUAAGACAUUUUUAGUAUGUCUUGCACUACUGGCGGUGGCCUACGUCGAAGCAGGAAGACACCCUAAAGCUACUAAAUUAAAGAAAGGUGAGUUCUUUUUUAAAUGUUUUCGUAACGAAAUAACAGAAUAAUGGAAGAGAAGUCUUUAUUGACCUCUUCAUAAGCCACUGAAAGAUGAACGAAUAUAUAAAAGUUUUAUUGUAGUCUAAGACUAAAAGAAAGCGAAGUAACAAUGCAUUAUUUGGCAGUGACGAGGGUGCAGCAAACCAAAAUAUUAGAUUUCUCGGCUGUAGGGCUCUCUGUUGUUCGAAGCGAUCGCUUUAAGAUUCUUUGAUGUUGUUGCCUCGAUUUUAUGAAUAGAUCAGUUAAGUAAAACGCCAAGUGAUGCAAAAAUUAACAUGUAACUUAAGAAAACGUUUACAAGCAACAAGGAAAUUUCUGAAAAAAGUAGAAUUUGACACACGAAAAUUUAGAAGCGACGAUCGAAAAGUUUGGCCACAUGUAGCCCACCUAAUACCACCUGUAGCAUGAGGUAAACAUCAAAAUAGUGCCGAUAUUAAUUCUACCAAGGGUAAAAAAGAUUUUAAGUUAAAAGUCUUGUUUAAUUCGUUCACAGAGAAACUACAAAAACCAUUUUUUGGUGCUCACAGAACCUGAAUGGCUAACAAUUAUCUUACUAAAACUUUUCUGUAAAGCUCUUAUGGGCCAGUUUUCCAAAAUUAGUAUGCUUUGUACUUCCUCUUACGAGCCACUGCUUGAAAAUAUGAUUAAUGAAGGUCUCAGUGGUUAAGCAUUACUCUCACUCUAAGGAGAGUGUACAUCAGUUGAGAGUUCAAUAAUCAUUUUUUGGAGCUAAUGCAUGAAUUCCGUAGAUCAGUGGUGAGAACUGCGAUCAUUUUUCGGGCCACGAGUAACGUUGAUUGACUUAUCAGGUUUUACGGUGAUAAGUCAUCGGCCCUAGAUUUACCUCUCUCUUUCUCACAGCCAAGCAACUCUGUGUUCUUUUCAUUAAAGGUUUAGCUUUCGGAUUCAAUUGCAUAGGCACGGUUAUUCAACUGAAAUUUUUGAGUGUCUGAACGUAGCCCCCAGGGUGUCAUUUAUCACAGUAUUUGGCACUUAUUGCUUUUCCACCUUUUUAAGGCCAAUUUGUUGAACUGGGGAGCUCAUGGGGCGAAAAAUCAUGAUAUUUAAAAUGUUUUAUUUAAGCCUCAUUUGCACCUUUUUUGUUUUCUUUAGUUACAUCAAGCAAAGGAUCAAAGAAAUGCGGCCCUAUGUGUUCAGUUUCAUGCGCACCUCCUUGUCCCCCAACAUGCUGUCCUCCUCCCCCACCCCCACCCCCACCAUGCCCUCCUCCAUGCCCACCACCACCACCCCCUUGCCCACCACCUUGCUAUUCCUCGAGUAUAACACACUCGCAUAGCUCCUCUUGGGCACCACCUCCGCCACCACCCUGCCCACCUCCCUGCAUGCCACCAGGUCCCCCUCAGUCUGUUCACCACAUCCAUCAUGUAACACAUCAUCACAUGUUGCCAGCACCACCUCCACCCCCACCACCUCCAUGCCCUCCUCCUUGCCACACAGCUAGUGUUAUGCACACCCACAGCCACCAAUGGGCUCCAAUUCCCCCACCUCCUUGCCCACCACCUUGUUCACCACCUGGUCCACCCCAGAGAAUCCAUCAUGUCCAUCAAGUUGUCCACCACGUUGUCCACCCACCACCGCCGCCACCACCCUGCCCACCACCCUGUCCUCCACCCUGCCCUCCCCCAUGCCCACCACCCUGUCCUCCCCCAUGCCCACCACCCUGUCCUCCCCCAUGCCCUCCACCCUGCCCUCCCACAUGUGCCACAACCUGUGCGCCGUCCUGCCCAGUAUCAUGCUGCAAGAAGAACAAAGUAAAGGAUCAGGAGGCUUCUAGCAAUGACGAGGAUGAAGAAGAGACCGAAAACGAGGACGAGGCUGUACAGAAGGAAGAGAAGAAACAAGAGGAUGCAAAGGCAGAGGACAAGAAAGAGGACAAACAAGAAGACAAGCAGGAAAUUAAGAGCGAGAAAAAGGUGGAAGCUAAAGACCAAAAGAAAGAAGACAAGGAAAAUAGCGACGAUGAAGAUUAA